Molecule: messenger RNA, 3180 nt
Organism: Meriones unguiculatus (Mongolian gerbil)
Lineage: Eukaryota; Metazoa; Chordata; Mammalia; Rodentia; Muridae
Gene: Slc30a2
Product: solute carrier family 30 member 2
Exons: 8
Coding region: 78-1232 (384 amino acids)
Biological process (GO): zinc ion transmembrane transport; response to zinc ion
Cellular component (GO): plasma membrane
Molecular function (GO): zinc ion transmembrane transporter activity
Source: RefSeq, a predicted model, not a curated record
GCCGAGCGGAAGGUGAGUGCCCGCUGCCGUCGUCCCGCGUGCAACUUUGAGUGCGCGCCCUGGGGGGGGGGUGCGGCAUGCCGACCUUGGACAAGCAGAAUCUGCUGGAGAGCACGCGUGGAGCCCGGUCUUACUUAGGAUCUCUGUGGAAGAGUGAGGCUGGCUGGACCCCUCCUGUGGACCUGCCUGCCGUUGAGCUGGCUGUCCAGAGCAACCAUUAUUGCCAUGCCCAGAAGGAUUCUGCCAGUCACCCUGACCCCAAGAAGCAGAGUGCCCGGCGCAAGCUCUAUGUGGCCUCUGCCAUCUGCCUGGUGUUCAUGAUUGGAGAAAUCAUUGGUGGGUAUCUGGCUCACAGCCUGGCCAUCAUGACCGACGCAGCCCACCUGCUCACCGAUUUUGCCAGCAUGCUCAUCAGCCUCUUCUCCCUCUGGGUGUCUUCCCGACCGGCCACCAAGACCAUGAACUUCGGCUGGCAGCGAGCUGAGAUCCUUGGAGCCUUGCUGUCUGUCCUGUCCAUCUGGGUGGUCACUGGCGUGCUCGUGUACCUGGCUGUGCAGCGAUUGAUUUCUGGAGAUUAUGAGAUCGAAGGGGCCACCAUGCUGAUCACGUCGGGCUGCGCCGUGGCUGUGAACAUCAUAAUGGGCUUGUCCCUCUAUCAGUCAGGACAUGGGCACAGCCAUGGACCUGGGCACAGCCACGGCCCUGGGCACAGCCACGAUGACCAAAGUCGAGGCGACAACAGCCAGCAGCAGAAUCCCAGCGUUCGAGCUGCCUUCAUCCAUGUGAUUGGGGACCUUCUGCAGAGCGUGGGGGUCUUGGUGGCAGCCUACAUCAUAUACUUCAAGCCGGAGUACAAGUACGUGGACCCCAUCUGCACCUUCCUCUUCUCCAUCCUGGUCUUGGGGACAACGUUGACCAUCCUGAGAGACGUGCUCUUGGUUCUCAUGGAAGGGACUCCCAAGGGCGUGGACUUCACGGCCGUGAGAAAUCUCCUGUUGUCCGUGGAUGGCGUGGAAGCCUUACACAGCCUGCACAUCUGGGCGCUGACGGUGGCCCAGCCAGUGCUGUCCGUCCACAUAGCAAUCGCUCAGAAUGCUGAUGCCCAGGCCGUGCUGAAGGUGGCUAGGGACCGUCUCCAGGGGAAGUUCAAUUUCCACACCAUAACCAUCCAAAUCGAGAGCUACUCUGAGGACAUGAAGAACUGCCAGGAGUGCCAAGGCCCCUCGGACUGACAGACGCUAGCCCACCGGAGGCACGGUCAGGACCUGUGGGUGGCACACUCAGUGUCCAGCUAGGACUGCAGGUUCAAGGCAUAGCCCAGCCCACUCAGUGGCACUCCCCUUGGCUUCUGUGAGCCCCCAGGAUGGGGACAAGGCAGACGAGGCCCUACUUCUUUUUCAGGGCUGUGUUUGGGCUCGAUCCUCAACUGACUACAUCCUACUGCAGCUGGAAAGACACCGAGGCACAGAAGAGGGGACUCGGGGUGUCCUGUAUGACACAGGGCCUCUGUGUCCUGAACAGAAAAUUGAACAAGAUAAAAUGUUAAUGGGAAGCCCUUUUGUAGGGUCAGUCUCAUCGAUAAAAUAAUUUUGAAGCGCACUCAGAAGGAAGGUCUGAAGGCAUUUUAUUAGAAUUGGGGAGGACAGACCAGGCAAGCUGUUAAUCUCAGCAGCUGUUGGGGAGAAGAGUGAGGGAGAAGGAAGAAAACCUUUUGAGUUAGGGUCAGCAGUGGCGUUCUGUAAACAACUGAAUGGCUAAGUGGGGGAAGGGGGUAGAGAAACAGAAAGCAUGAACACCCCUCUGCCACACACACACACACACACACACACACACACACGUAAAAUUUAAAGAUGAAAACGGAGGGCCUGGGGAAGAUGGCUCAGCGGUUAAGAACACUGGCUGCUCUUCCCGAGGACCCUGGUUCAAUUCCCAGGACCCACGUGGUAGCUCACAACUGUGUAACUCAUUCUGGUGGAUCUGACUCUGUCACACAGACACCAAAUGUUUAUAAAAAUAAUUUUUUUUUUUAAUGAAGAGAUAAAAAGGGGGAAAGGAGAAAUCAUGCUUUUGAAUUAGAAUUUGGGAAAACGAGCUAACUUAGCCGUUAAGGUGUCUUCUGUGUGGGGGCUGGGCCCCACAGAGCUGUAAGUACCCUGCUCAAGGAGAAUACUGCUUGCUCCUUUCAGUUCCUUAGCAUGUCUUUGGGUGACUACCAGGCCCAAUUGAAUGAACUCUAUAAAAAGUGGGGGGGGGGGGGUCUGGAACUCAGUUUCCAUUCUUCUGACCGGGAGGAAUUUGCUUCUAGGGGAGACUGGCCUCAAGGACAAGGCUCUACCCAGUGGGUCCCAGCAACUGCCUCUCAGACCUGCACAUUUGAGAGCAGAGCCCGUUUCUAUGACACGGCACACCGAGGCCAUGGGGCCUGAGUUCAUACGAAUCCCCGGAGAUGGGGGGGCCAAAGGGUACCUGAGGCUUUCCUGGGCCUUGGUUGCUUUGGCUGUGGUCCCCAUGUGACUUCCUGGAGGAGGAGUCCCUUUAGUUGUGAGGAACCUGCCUGCUUCCUUCCUGGUCCCCCAGCCCAGGGAGCUGUGUCAAGAGUAUCCAUGACCUUGACACAGGUAGCAGGGACAGAUUCUAGCCCCAAGGCCUGAGACUUCCCUUGACCUGACACUAUCCCAGGAGAUUGUAGCUCCUGUUCUGUUGCCGAGGUGACAGGACCUACUUUGAACCCAGGGCUGAGGACCCACACGGGCCCACAAGGACAGCUGUUCUCGAGGUAGAAGAAUCCUUAGAGCUGGCUUGAGGUCACGAGAUGCAAGAGGAAGAGAGGUGUCCGCAGCCUUACAGGGGUGACAGGCCUAGCUCUUAGGAAACCAGGGGCCAACGUGUCUGUUACUGUAGGCCGGUCCUUAAGGUUGUCACUGCUCAGUGCCUGUGACUCACACAGAGACCAGGAACUUCGUGACGCCUCCCCCACAGGACUGUGAAGACGGCCCAGCCUGCCACACACCUGCUGGUUGUGUAUUGGCCGUUUUGACCAGUGUCCUGGAAAAGGCUGUUGUGAAAGGCCAGGCAGGCAUCCCCACCGUCCUGCAUUGACUCAGAGGAAAGGCUGGGUGUUUGCCUCCCCCAGCACCAUCCCAUGCUUCAAAUAAAUGGCUAGCCGUUGUUGUAUGUGUA